Sphenostylis stenocarpa is the source of this 1344-nucleotide messenger RNA. Lineage: Eukaryota; Viridiplantae; Streptophyta; Magnoliopsida; Fabales; Fabaceae. The record is from the annotation of a GenBank genome assembly.
AUGGCUUUUGCACAUGAACAAUUGCAUCUUCUUUUGUUGUUAACCUUUUCAACAUGUUGUUUCUCAUCAGCUAGCACCAUUUCAUCUGUUAAACCUCAGAGACUGGUCUCCAAACUCAUUCACCCUAACUCAGUUCAUCAUCCCCACUACAAGCCACAUGAAACCGCCAAAGACCGAAUGAAACUUGAUAUCCAACACUCAGCAGCACGUUUAGCAUACAUACAAGCAAGGAUAGAAGGUUCUUUGGUCUCUAAAAAUGACCACAAAGCUAGUGUUUCUCCCUCCUUAACUGGUAGAACUAUAUUGGCCAACAUCUCAAUAGGCCAACCCCCUAUCCCACAACUAGUUGUUAUAGACACUGCCAGUGACACCUUAUGGGUCAUGUGCUCCCCUUGCACAAACUGCGACAACCAUUUAGGUCCACUCUUUGACCCCUCAAAGUCUUCCACCUUUUUCCCACAAUGCAAAAUACCUUGUGGCUUCAAGGGUUGUAAAUGUGACCCUAUUCCAUUUAGUGUCACUUAUGCAGAUAGCUCCUCCGCUGCAGGAACAUUUGGUCGUGACACUGUUAUCUUUGAGACAACUGAUGAAGGUACCUCUCAGAUAUUUGACGUACUAUUUGGAUGUGGCCACAACAUUGGAUACAAUUCAGAUCCAGGGCACAAUGGAAUACUUGGACUAAACAAUGCAGCUGGAUCUUUGGCAACAAAAAUUGGCCAAAGGUUCUCUUACUGCAUAGGCAACCUGGCUGACCCUUAUUAUACUUACAACCAAUUGAUAUUAGGUGAAGGGGCAGAUCUUGAAGGUUUUUCCACCCCUUUUGAAGUCCGCAAUGGAUUUUAUUAUAUCACCAUGGAAGGCAUAAGUGUAGGGGAAAAAAGGCUUGACAUAGCUCCAGGAACUUUUGAUAUUAAAGAGAAUGGCUCAGGUGGAGUCAUCAUUGACACAGGGAGCACUAUCACCUACCUAGUUGAUGAUGUGCAUAAACUGAUAUACAAAGAAGUUAGAAAUAUCAUUGGUUGGUCCUUUAGAGGAGCUACAAUUGAAAAUUCCCCAUGGAUGUUGUGCUAUUAUGGCAGUAUCAGUAGAGAUCUAGCUGGGUUUCCAGUUGUUACAUUCCAUUUUGCUGAUGGAGCAGAUUUGACUAUGGAUUCAGGAAGCUUUUUUAAUCAAGUCAGUAAUGACAUAUUUUGCAUGACUAUUGGUCCAGCCAGUAACAUUGACAUUAAAAGUAAGCCUUCAGUCAUUGGAUUGGUAGCCCAGCAGAGUUACAACGUGGGAUAUGACCUUGUCAAUCAUUUUGUUUACUUCCAAAGAAUUGAUUGUGAACUUCUUAGUGGUUGA